Caenorhabditis auriculariae is the source of this 10696-nucleotide messenger RNA. The record is from the annotation of a GenBank genome assembly. NCBI's taxonomy places the organism in Eukaryota, Metazoa, Nematoda, Chromadorea, Rhabditida, Rhabditidae.
AUGGACAUACCCGCCAUUGUUGUACCUGAUAGGUGGGUUUAGAAUCAUUGCAAAUUGAAUUUUUUCGAUUUUCUAGGGGUUAAACUUGUCUUGAUGUACUGAUUAGUACAUAAAUGGCAUAUUUUUUGAAUUUUGAAUUUUUCAAUCCUUUUUCUGUUCAAUGGGAAUUUUUUAGUGUUUAAAAAUCAGAAAAAAAACUACGUCAAGUUCAAGUUUUAGUACAGAAUCUUGAUUCAUUUAACUUAAGAAAAUGAAAAAUUUUUUUGAAGUUUUUUUAUUAUUUUUUUAUUUCGAAUAUCUUGAAAAAAAGCGACGGAAAAAAAUCAAAUUUCAACACGGAAAAUUUUUUUAAAUUACCUUCAAAAAAAUGUCUUUUUUCAUUUUAUAACUGAUGAAUUCAUGAGGGAUUUUUUUAAAAUCAAAAAUUACCAAUAUUUUUCCAGUCGUUUUUUCACGCGUUUUUUUCACGCGAUCCUCACUCUUAAUACCGGGUACAAACAAAACUCUUGAAUUCAGUGUGGAAAAUGAGAAAUUAAAUAAAUAUUGAUAUAAUUGAAGGAAUCGAAAAAAAGAAAAAAAGAUUUUUUUCCUCUCAUUUCAGGCUGGAAGACGAUAAAUUGUACAUGGAUGCGCCUGGUAACGAUUCGACUACGUUUCGAAAUGUUCGCGAUUUUUUUCAAUUUUUUUCUGUAUUUUUUUAGAAACAAGAAAAACAUGCUCUAAAACUUCUAGAAGUCGAUUUUUUAUUAUUUUUUGAAAGAAAUAGGUUGAAUAGGCCUCUUGGAUAUUAUUUAAAUCUUUUAAUAUAGAGCAAAAAUAGUUUGAACCUGAUGAGGAUCCGAACCUGUGACCCCUGGUAUGUUACCUAAAAUUUAACCCAUUGCACUAGAGUUCCCUAAAAAGUCUCUCCAGGCUUUAAGAAAAAAUAGUCUGACUCUUCUAUAUCCCAAAAAAGAAGUAAAAUAAGAAAAAAAAGCAGGAUAUAUUUUUAGAGAUUACGGUAUUCAAAAGUCCGCAUUCUCUGUGCUUGCACUUUUUGCGCGUGAAAAAUUUUUUUAAAUUCAAUUUUUUUCAAGCUGAUCAAAAUUUUUGAUUUUUAAAGCUGUUUAGGUGAAAAUUUAGCCAUUGAAAGUUUUCUUCAGUUAAACUAUCAAUUUUUUGAAAAAAGAAAUGAAAUAAAAGUCAACAAGAAACAGGGAACCUUUUUUCAAUAUAUUAAUAACUUUUACCUAUACAGGUAUAUUUUUCAACUGGGAAUGACUAUCAUGACGAUACUUGCUCCUCGGAUUCGGACCAAAAUCAGUUAAAGUAAAUCAUAUCAUUGAUUAUCAUUGACAAGGAAAAUAAUUCAGGGCAUCGCCAUCAAAAUCGUCAUUCCUGUCGGAUUUGAAGCUGAAAAGGGCCUCUCAACUGAUUGUCGACCUUCCGGUUUAUCACCUGAACAAAAUCAAAAAUACUGAAGGCGUCGGAUCGAUCGAUCGGGAAACUAUGCAUUUCAGUAGUGGGUUCUCAUUUAUUCAGUGGGCGCCAGAGGGGUCACUAAAGGGGAGGGAACCCUUAGGGCUCUUGUAGGUACUCCUCAAGGGACUUUCGCUUAUAGGGGUCACUUAAGCUUGCAAGAGUGGUCACUAAAGGGGAGGGGAACCUUAGGGGCUCUUGUAGGUUCCCCUCAAGGGAGCUCCUCUUAUAGGGGUCACUAGAGCUUUCAAAAAUGGCCACUCUAGGGCUUUUAGUUGAGAGUCAUUCUAGGGGAGCAGGUUAGUGACCCCUGUACGUCUUUUAAUAAGACUUUUCAGCUUUGAAGGCAGAAAAAAAAAAUGUUAAAAGAUCACUAGAGGGACCACUUGAGCUGUAGGAAGUUAGAUGUCUAAGGAUCACCUAGAUUUUACCCCUCUAGGGACCACUAUUUUGUUCACCAUUUGGACUUUUUUGACCUAACCCCUCUAGUGACCACUUUGACCUAAGUUAUCCCACUUUUGAUUUAAAAAAAAAUGAAGCGCAAACUGAAAAAAAUGCGAAAAAUAAUGGAAAAAUGCGCUUAAGGAUAGUGUAGAGACGAUUUUUCUGGUCGAAAAAUGAUAAGAAAAAUCAGAAAAUUCAGUUUUAAUCUAGAAAAAAAUGUGAGAAAAUAAGCAGAGCUCAACGUAGGAAAAUCAAAUGAGACACAUUUGAAUAGACCAGGGGAAGUUUGAUAAACGAUUUUAUUAGGUUCAUCCAAAAAUAGGGACGAGAAAUCGUAAAAAAUUUUGAGUAUUCCCGUUGAUAAAAUCUGAUAGAUCAAGGUUUUCUUAAUUUUUUUCAGAAUUUUUAGGCGUUUUUGAAAGUGAUUUUGUGCAGAAAAACUGAAAUUUUUGAGCUUAUUCAAUACAUUUUUUUAAAGCUUCCUUGGAAGAUUUUUUUGUUUCUUGUAUGGAAUUUGCUGAUUCCGAAGCUUGACAGUAGGAUUUUAAACUAUCUUUUGGAAUGAAAUUAGAAAUUACUGAAUAAAUAAUUUAAUUUCUAUACGAAGUGGGGCUUUUUCUAUAACCUGGGAUAAAAAAGAGUGUCGCGGCCAAGCUCCUCUCACCGCCUGCACCUCUCAUCUCUCACCUUAGCCACCAAGUCGGUUAGGGUCGGGACGCGCUGCCCCAUGUCUACUGCCCCAAAUAAUUGCUCCUCAUCGCUUCUCGGCCUUUUGGCUAAGAUCAGUUUGUAGUUACCGUUCUUAUCGUAUUAACCUACGAUAUGAGCUCAUCGAGCUCUGCAUAGGUUAUUCCAUUUUUGGAGCCAAGGAAGGAUUCUGGAGCUUGCUCCGGCCUUCCGAGGGUCGUUCCGGCGUUGCACCGCUGUCGGACUCGGCCCAGACCUCGGGAGGGGUCAAAAAGAGAUCAGUAAUAAAUAAAUCAGUAGGUAUGACAUUUGAGCUUCUGUAAGACGAAGCUUCACCUAUUCUUUGAGGUUUUUCGGGUACUUUUAGGUCUUAGAACAGUUUUCUGCUUCCAAAAGGACUCUAGAUGGUUGUUAUCCGCACAAAAGUCAAACUCGCAUAUUUGUAACGCGAAUCGGACGUGUCGGAGCAUUUCUAGUGACCACUUUAGUAGCUUCAGCCCUCUUAAGGGAUCCCUAUAACUAGCCAGAAACGUCCGUUCUGUGUUACGAAUGCCCGAGAAUUUAUCUUUUAAAGAAAUUGUUUCCGAAGAGUACAAAGGCAUCAACUAUCAUGUUAACAAUGGAAAAAAGAUGUUAAAAGUCCAUUAAAAGCCCAAAAACUGAGGAGAAUAUAAGGAUAUUUUGAACUUCAUCAUUUUUUGAGAGUCAUCUUUGCAAAAAAAAAUUUUUUUAUCGAUUAGAAACCUCAAAGUUAGUAACAGCCAUAAGACUAUUGGGAAGAAUGGUAUCCGAAAAAAAAAUUAAUAAACAAGACCAAUGUAAGAGACUCCAGAAUUUAGAAUUAUGCUUUUCCUAAUCUUACAUUAUUUUCACGGUUUUUCAAAAGUCAUUUUUUAAAUUUCCACUGAACAUCUUGAGCGUCAUAAAAAACACUAAACGAUCCUCAAAAACCUCAUUUUUCAGACACCACAACGAUGCAUGGCCCGAAGCGAAUUUACAAUGGUAAACGGUGAGAAAUUAAUCGGAAUUAAUAGAAAAAUUUGGAAUUUUAGAUUGGCGACAAUUUUCUGGGCGAUUAUCGUCACCGCCUCAUUUUCCAUGCUGAUUUGGCAAAUCGUCAACUUGAUACUGAUAUUUUUCUCAAGGCCCACAGUUUCCGAGGUUUUUCCUGACUGAAAAGUGCGCUCCAACGAAUUCGGCUUUGAUCUUUUUCCCAAGGUAACAGACACCGAAAAGGUCCGAGUCCCAAAGAAGCUCUAGGGAUCACUUAAGAGUGCUAACGCUACUCAAGGGGUCACUAGAACUGCUAAAUCCGGGACGUGUCCAGUUUGAGCAUUUUUCGAUUGAGUUCAGUGGAGCGCACUUUCUUCGAACUAUUUUAAUUAAUUAAGUUUAUUUGAGGUUUCUUUCGUGAUGAGCGACAAUGGAAUGCCGUUCCCCAGAGUCACAGUCUGUAGUUUCAAUCCGAUCGCCAAGACUUAUGUCGAAAGUGCGUACGGUUUGAAAGUUCGGAUGUUUUGAAAAUUGAGACUCUAGGGUUAUGCCGUGUUCAAUUUGAUUCCGCGAAAUGCAAAAUACCCGUCAGAGAAAAGAAAAUAUCACUAAAUUUUGGAGAGUCAGAGAUCAUUUUGCAUUUCGCGGAAUCAAAUUGAACACGGCAUUAAUUUUUUCGAGAAUAUUCGCUUACUUAGGAACUCCAGAGUGGCCCCUAUAGGGACGACCUUUGUGGCCCUUGGAGGCACCACUUUACUAACUCCUACAGGGGCCACUGAAGCUUGCAAAAAGUGGUCCCUAAAGGGGAGAUGCUAGUCGAUGGUUUUUAUGAUCUCCAUGCGAAGAAGGAUUUUCAUGUGAAAAAAAUGAAAAAAUAAACGUUUUUUUGAAAUAAAUUCGACCCCUAUAAAGACCACUUGAGCUUUAGAGGCUAUAUAUGGACCACCUAAAUUUCACCCCUAUAGGGACUGUUCUUCCCCCUAGCCCCUGUCGAGACUUCUCUAGAAUUCCUAAGAGCUUUUCAGAAAAAAUUUGCGCUCGAGGAAGGAUUUCAGGAAUCGUUCAAACUUUUUGCAGAGAGAAUUGAGUGCAUUUGACUCGAGGCAUUAGGUUUCUAGAGAAAGGGAGUUUGUAUAGCCCGGCAAAAACGUUCCGACGUGGAGAGGAUCCGAACCUCAGACCCUUAGAUUGAUAUCCCAACUCCGCUAGUAUCCUUUCGAAAUGUUCUAUAAAAUUUCCCAAAGAAAAUGGCAAAAGAAGUUGGAACCUGGAAGGGAAUCGAACCUGCGACCUAAAGAUCUUUUUUUCCAAACACUCAAAAAAUAUAACUUUUUCUGAAAACUCGAAUAAUUGCUCUUCUAUAGUUUGUUCAUAUUUUGGAUUUCAAAUACAAUGACGUCAUUAGAAAACACUAUGUGGAUGGCUCGCUCUCUGAUUGGCUUAUCGGGCCAUUAGGGGCGGAGCUUUAGAAGCGACUUGACAUUCAAACUUUGAACAGACUAGCUUUUUUUUGUGAAGUUACAUACAUAAGCGACCUCUUUGAGUCAUUGAAAAGUUUAUAUUGGCCUGAUUAUAUGUGUCGUUCCUGGAACGUAUUUGAAGCUGGUCCGGUGUGACGCUUAUUUUUAGAAAUGAGAUUUUGAAUAUUUUCGAAAAAAAUUUUCUCAUGUGUUUGAAGUACCAAUUUUUGAGCUAUUUCAUGAAUUUUUUUCAAUUUUUUUUCAGCAUUUUCUGGGAGAAUACCCUUUGAAAUGGCUUCUGAAUGAAAAUAAUAGGUUAUUGUCCUUUUUUGUAUUUUGUACGUUUCUGAAACUUGUGUGAAGUUUCCAAGAAUUAAAAAAAAAUGCUUUUUCACAAAUUUUAACGGUUAUUUUAAGAGCUGAAUGAUCAAAUAUAGGGUUUUUCCAAUUUUAAACAGAUCUCUGAUUUUUUAAAAAAUGAAAGAAGAUUCAAUUUUUUCAGGAUUGAAUACCAGUGGCGGCGGGGAUUUCAGCGAUGACUUAUUGAAUUAUUUAAUGCUUUACAAUGUUGAUGCUCAAACGUUGUAUGGACGUGCUGAUGCUCCCGCUCUUCAUUAUGGUGAAUUUUUGGAGAAAACAAAAUUUUAAGUAAAAAUUCCUUCUUUGGACACUUCUGAUCUAGUUAGAAAAAUAGGAAGAUCAAUUUUUUUUUAAAAUUUUUUUCGGUUCAGUAGUUUUCGCAUCAAACUCAACUUGAAAGAACAAAAAUUCCAAAAAAAGCUGAAAUUUUUCAGGCGAUGGACUGUACCAAGCUUACAGCCAGAAGCACAGCGAUUUUUCGGCCGACGAAUUUUUUAUGGACGCUGGGUUUUUUUAAAAUCAUUUUCCGGUUUUAUAUCGAAUAUUAAAAUUCGUAAAUAACUUUCGUCGGAGUUUAAAUGGCUAGGCGACAUAAACAAAACUUUAAGAUUUUCGGUACUGUUUUCUCUUGAAGGCUUUUUUGAUGUUGCUUGAUAGUUUGUUGCGCAAGUAGGUUUGGGUCGGGCGCAGCGCUCCGGAGUCGUCUUGAAUUAAAUUAUUCAGAAUUUGACCGAUAGUAUACGAAAAAUCGGAGGAAACAGUACUUUUCGAAGAGAAAAUAAUGGAUAAUCAAUUAAAAUUUUUGGAUUUAUAAGUUAUCCUCACGCAUUUGGAACUAUUUUAAUAAGAAGCCAAUUUUUAACUGACCAAAAUGAUCAUCUCCAGGUUCAACUGCUCGCAAAUGUUCAAGCUGUGCAGUUUUGCUGGUCGGAGGUUUGCGAAAUUCUACGGGUUUUAAGAAAAUUUGAGAGCUUGAUCAAUGGGGCGCAUUUGAUUCAAGAAGAAAAGCCUCGGAAAUUUCAGUUCUAGCCAAAAUUUGUCCAUGGUCCUUUAAUAACAAAAUAAGCGCCCAUAAAAGUUUUCAAGUAUUUUUAAAUAUAGGCCUUUUGAAGAUUCGAUUGCUGUCGCUAUACCCGCCCAGUGUUCUCGGACCUCGGAAAGUGCUACACGUUAGAUGUGCAGGGCAGCGACAAGGAAUGGAUGCACAAGCAAGUUGAGCCCGGAAUCGCGGCUGGGUAAGACUUUCGAAUCAAAAUUUGAACUGAAAAAUCAAUUUCCAGACUCCAAAUCAUCCUCGAUUCGCACCUGGAGGAGGUUUUCAACCUGGCCGAUGGUUGGUUAACCCCUGGUCGCAUUUGGAAUGGCUCAAAGAUCUCCUUCAGACGGAGUUCCACCCGUGUUCUCGAACACCUAUGAGAAUGGCUUCCGAUAUUAUGUACACGAUUCCCAGUCGGUCCCCUUCCUGUCCACUGAAGGGAUCAGUGUCUCGCCGAAUUCUGUCGUCUACUCGGCCCUCUCCAGUUCUAGGGUUGGUUUUUUGAGGUUAAGAAGAAAAAAAUAUAUGUUGGGUCAAGGAAAAGGAGCUGAACAUUGUUUUUUUUUCAUUUCAUUUCUGAACAUUGAACAUUUUUAUACACAACAACAACAACAAAAAAAACUUUUAUACUGGAUUAUCACGAUAUUUUUCUCUAUUUUUCUAAAAUAUUCCAAAUCAGACUUAGAUCAAAGUUUCCCAGUUACUAAAAGCUGAACUUCAAAGCCAUUUAUUCUGGCUAAUUUUUGAGGCUAUUUUUUGGGUUCUAGUCAUAGUUUCCAAAGCCAUUUCUCUCUACUUUUUUUUUUCUAAAGAUAAUUUUGAAGCUAUUUCUUUGCAGCUAUUUUUGUGAGGCUAAUAUUUUACGUAGUUUAGCGAAAUUACUAGAGUUGUGCAAGACUUUUUGGCUAAACAGUUUGCAAAAAGUCCUCUGAAAGUUAUUUUUUCGAUCAUUUUUCGACAGUCAUCUUACAAAACCGUUUUCUGCUUGGAAUCUUGGAAAUUCCAGAAAAAAAAACUUUUUUCGGUAUAGUCUGUGUGCCACGACUUGGAAUUUCACCGAACGACACUCCGUUGUUCCGCUGCGUGCGUUCGCGAAGCGUCUUUCGAAUCUAGGUCACGCUUUCAAUUGAUUGUUAUUGCUGUGGGAGCAUAUGACAAUAGAGUACCUUAAUAAAAGGAAAAAAAAAUUGAAAGCGCGACCAUGAUUCGCAAAGGCGCGCAGCGGCACAGCGGAAUGUCGUUUGGCGAAAUUUCAAGUCGCUGUACGCAGGCUAUAGCUAUAUUUUGGAAGCUAAUGUUGAUUUUUUCAAGUUUAUUGAGCUCAAAUCUUAGGUAUGUUUUUUAGGGCUUUGACUAAAAGAUUUUUUUGUUCGUUUCCCUUUUCAGUUUUAAUCAUUUCAGUACGUCCUCCUGUCCUCACGCUACUGGGGCAACUGUACGGAAGAGUGGCCGCCGGAAUAUUCUCAUCUAACCUCUACAGUAUCCCUACAGUACUCGGCCGACAUGUGCUCCUCACUGUGCAAAGCGCGAUAUUUCUAUGAAAAUUGCGGCUGCAGCCCGACUAUCUAUAAUUACAAGAAUGGUUUAGACCGGAAUAAUAUUCGAAAUUUUUUAAAGAUUGAGAUUCCAGUUUAUCCCGACUGCACCCCGUAUCAAACCCUCACCUGUAUGGACAAUAAAAUGCGAGUUUUUGUCGAUGGUGAGAAUAUGACGUCAUCGAUUUGUUAUAUGACGUCAUUAUUUUGGAGGUUCGACAUCGAUUCUUAUGCCAAAAUGUGCGGAAUGCCGUUUGGAAUGCAAUAGUCUAGUUUAUCAGGCUUAUAAUUCCUACGGUCAAGGCCUUUCUCGUGGAGGACUUGCCUACCUCAGCAAGCAGGGCAACUGGACGAUUGAGCAUAUGCAGUUCGUUUGAAGCUUUUUUCAGAAGGAAAAUGUGCUCCAAAACGAAUCUUGACGACUUCAGUGAGAAGAUGAGAAAUUUGCAGGACGAACUUCCAAAUCAUCAACGUUUUCUUCCGCGACAUGUCCUACACCGAAUACACUCAAGUACAGGGGUCCUCAAUUACUGAAACUCUCAGUAUGUUUUUUUCUUUUCGAAGUUUGAAAAUUUAUGCAAAGGAAGCUAAGUUUUUUUAAUUUUUUUCAACUGAACAAAAUAUUGUCUCUUUCUUUUGAAACGAGAAUGCAAAAAAAUUUCUCAUAAAUUGUUCAAAAAAAUUAUUAUAAAGAAAAAAAAAGAGGGGUUUCUUUAUGAAGAUGGGUCUGAUUAGUCACCCCGGUACUUUUUUUCGCUGGAGCGCAUUCUCUGAAAAAUUAAAGGCCGUCAACUUUUUUUAGAUUGAUAAAAAAAGAUGUAAGAAGUGUUAGAAAAUUUUUAAAGAGACUUGCUUUGUUCAGAAACUUCUAGAAAAAAAUUGGGCGCUGCUUAAAUUAAAUUUUUUUAAAAACUCUACAAAAAAUUUAUCAAAGAAAGAGAAUGAGUGAAGUAUCUUUAUGAAGAUAAGUUUGAAUAGUCACCCCGGAACUUUGUUCGCUGGAGCGCAUUUUCUGAAAAUGAAAAGCUUCAAACUUUUUGGGUCGAUUAUAAAAAGAUGUAGGAAGUGAUACAAAAUGGAAAAAGCUGCUUGGUUCAGAAUUUUCUAUAAUAAUUGGGCGCUGCUUGAUUUGGGCGCUGCUUAAUUCGGGCGCUGCUUAACUCAGGCGCUGCUUAACUCAGGCGCUGCUUAACUCAGGCGCUGCUUAACUCAGGCGCUGCUUAACUAAGGCGCUGCUUAAGUUAGGCGCUGCUUAACUAAGGCGCUGCUUAAGUUAGGCGCUGCUUAACUAAGGCGCUGCUAAAGUUAGGCGCUGCCUAACUCAGGCGCUGCUUAACUCAGGCGCUGCUUAACUCAGGCGCUGCUUAAUUCAGGCGCUGCCUUAUACGGGCGCUGCUUAACUCGGGCGCUGCUCAACUCAGUCGCUGCUUAACUCAGGCGCUGCUUAACUCGGGCGCUGCUCAACUCAGUCGCUGCUUAACUCAGGCGCUGCUUAACUCGGGCGCUGCUUAACUCAGGCGCUGCGUAACCCGGGCGCAGCUUAACUCGGGCGCUGCUCAACUCAGUCGCUGCUUAACUCAGGCGCUGCUCAACUCGGGCGCUGCUUAACUCGGGCGCUGCUUAACUCAGGCGCUGCUUAACUCAGGCGCUGCUUGACUCGGGCGCUGCUUAACUCAGGCGCUGCGUAACUCGGGCGCAGCUUAACUCGGGCGCUGCUUAACUCAGGCGCUGCUUAAUUCAGGCGCUGCUUAAGUUGGGCGCUGCUUAACUCGGGCGCUGCUAAACUCGGGCGCUGCUUUACUCGGGCGCUGCUUAUUUUGGGCACUGCUUGAGUUGAAACUUUUAAACUUAAAAAAACCCUUGUAGGUGACAUUGGCGGCAACAUGGGAAUGUUCCUGGGAAUGUCCGUGAUUACGAUAACCGAAAUUUCGAUGUACCUAUCAAAAAUCGGCUGGAUAGCCGUGUCACGACGCCGCCGUGACUAUUUGUUCAGCAAAAAGCAGCACGAAAAGGUUGGGUUUUAUUAGUGCAGUGGCUCGACCAUUAGCCUCAUGUAACAAAAGUCGCUGGUUCGAUCCCUGUCCUCAUUUUUGCCAUUUUUCAGGAACACGAGAAAGAGCUCGAAGAGGUCGUUUCUGGCUUCAAAUUAUUCAGAAAAAGGAAAAGUGGAGCCGAGUCGAUGUCUAAUUUGAGGUACCUUGAGUUGCCAAAAAAUUGAUUGAAAAAAAAAUUGUUGAAGAGAUAAAAUAAGAGGCGUUUCACUACAUCGGGUCACCACGACAGAAUUGGACGCUUCGCGAUUGGCUUGGCAGGAGGAGGUAUGAAAUUUGAUUUUUUUUUUUCGGUUCCCAAGUUUUUUCUUUAAUUUUCAUAGCUUAAAAAAGAUUCAAAAACUUCAAAUUUUUAUUUCAGAGUGCAUUCUUAUCUUUCAAAACGAUUAAAAAAAAGUUGAAAAAAAAUUUGUAAAGAAAGGAAUGUCUUAGAGGUUGUUUGAAAAUGGACUCUAGAACGAUGAAAAUUUUUCGAUUUUUUUAGUGAUUUUUGAAACCCUCAAAAAAAGGUUUUUUUGUUUCCCAAGGUAGUUUAAAAUCUGAACUUAUACUUUAAAUGUAUCAUGUAUUCAUGUCGAAUUCAAAAAUCAUCGAUUAUUCUAGGAAGACGAAGAAAAACGGAUUCGAUCCGUCACCCAACAAUCUGAAGCGCUUCGAAGCACAGCGAAAUGA